Anolis sagrei ordinatus is the source of this 4083-nucleotide messenger RNA. RefSeq names its product NRDE-2, necessary for RNA interference, domain containing (gene NRDE2). The record is from RefSeq and is a predicted model, not a curated record. Gene Ontology annotation, biological process: regulatory ncRNA-mediated heterochromatin formation; negative regulation of RNA catabolic process; RNA processing. Gene Ontology annotation, cellular component: catalytic step 2 spliceosome. NCBI's taxonomy places the organism in Eukaryota, Metazoa, Chordata, Lepidosauria, Squamata, Anolidae. Gene Ontology annotation, molecular function: protein binding.
CGCCAUCUUGGCUCCAUCCGACGCGGGUUUCUGUAUCGUAGGGGGGCCUGAGGAAGUGGCGGCUCCUCGGGGCCACUGAUUGGCCGCCAUGGCCCUUUUCCCUGCGUUUGCGGGCGCUGCUAAGCCCGGGGAGGCUCCAACGGGCGAGAGCGGGGGCUCCAAGAGAGAAUUCAACUGGCUAACCAACCCAAGUUUCUCCAGUGAAGAUGCACUAAGAUUGCAUCAACAUGUUUUAGAAGUAACAGAUCCUGAUGCGGAGAAAUUAUCAGUCCAAAGAACAACGUCCAGUUUAGAGCCACCAGCAGAAAGUGAAGCUUGUGAAAGUUCUGAAAAAACAGCUAAGAAAAGGAAGAAAAAGAAAAAACGAGAACACAAAAAAGUAAAAAAGAGAAAAAGAAGCAGGGAUCAGAGAACCAGUGAUUCAGAAUCAGACAUUGAGGAUGUGAAAGAUAAAAAUAAUGAAAAAAGAGGAGCAGAAUUGAACCUGGGGGACAAAACUGCAAGUGUGCUCUGCAGCUCUAUUUGGCUGGAUGAUAUUCAGGGUUUGGGUACAGAAUUAUUCAGAACAGAUAAGAAACCAGAUCCUGCCAAUUGGCAAUACAAGUCACUGUACCGAGGGAACAUUGCAAGAUACAAGAGGAGAAGUAACCUCUGCCUUGGCAUUGAUCUGAAGAGACAACAUAUAAUUUGGGAGAGCUCAGCAACAGAGAAAAAGUCCUCUUGUAAGAGGACAGAGCGUUACUUCACGAAAGGUGGCCUCAAGCUCCUGAAGGUGGAUGGCAUUCCUAUCACUAGUCAAAGUCAAAACUCUACUCCUGGUUCAGCUACUUGGAUACCAGUUUUGCAAAGGGACACAGAUGAUAUUCCUACUACAAGCUAUGUGAAUCCUCUUGGGAUCUAUGAUCCGCUGACCACUUUAUGGCUACAAGGAAAAGGCCCGCCUGAGGAUGACUCACUAAAGCAGCAGGAAAAUCAAGAAAAGUCUGAGAGUGGAACUUCUCACAUAAUGACAAAACUGGAAGAGCACAACAGGAUGGUUAGAGAAAAUCCCAGAGAUGUCAAAGCAUGGAUGGAUUUCGUUUCGUUUCAGGAUGAACUCAUGAGAGGUCCCAGCUGUUUUACAAUGAGUGAAGGAGAACGGGAGACAAGAAAGAAGUCACUCAAACUAGUCCUGGAGAAGAAGCUUGCAAUUCUGGAGAGAGCCAUUGAAAACAACCCAAACAGUGUUGACCUGAAACUGGCCAGGUUGAAGCUUUGCAUGGAAUUUUGGGAGCCUUCAGCUGUGAUAAAAGAAUGGCAGAAAUUGGUUUUCUUGCACCCGAACGACCCACUGCUGUGGCAGAAAUAUCUCUUGUUCUGCCAGAGUCAGUUCAGCACCUUUGUGGUUUCAAAGGUUCAUAGUUUGUACGGCAAAUGCCUGAGCACUUUGUCGGCGGUCCAAGAUGGCAGUAUGGUGUCACACCCAGCAUUGCCAGGCACAGAGGAAGCCAUGCUAGCUAUCUUUCUCCAGCAGUGCCAUUUUCUUAGGCAAGCUGGCCAUUCAGAGAAAGCAGUAGCUUUGUUCCAGGCCCUGAUUGACUUUACAUUUUUUAAGCCAGAUAGUGUCAAGGAGUUGCUGACAAGGGGACAGGUGGAGUUCUUUGAACCAUUUUGGGACAGUGGUGAGGCUCGUAUUGGAGAAAAGGGAGCAAAAGUUUGGAGGGCCUGGAUGCAUCAGCAAGAAAAGGGUGGCUGGAUUGUUCUCAACCCACCUGAUGAAGAUGAGGAAGAUGCAGAGGAGGAAGAAGAAAUACAGAACAAAUCUUUACCCAAGUGGCAAAAUUGGCUUCAUAUUGAACGUUCUCGUGAAGCAAGGCACUGGUUGCCAUGGCGGCCUGACAAAACCAAGAAAGAAACAGUAGACGAUUGUGAAGAUCCAGAGAGACAGGUCCUCUUUGAUGACCUUGGUCCAUCUUUGAUAAAGAUUUCCAACCCAGAUCUCCACUUUCAACUACUUUGCUCAUUUUUGCAAUUCUUAGGAGUCCCUUGUAGCAAUAGCCUCCUUCCUUCUUUCCUCUACUUAGCGCUGGAUGAAAACAGCAUAUUUGACAAAGGACAGAACAGCCAAGGACCUCUGACUUCAUUUGACUUGCCACUUUUGGGGGUCAGUUGCAUUGGUCAGAUGGACUCAGUGGCUCAAGGCAGAAACCACGUGGGCCACCCUAAGGAAGGGGAGGAGUUCAUACAGAAUUUCUUUCAUAUGAUGCUGCCUCUAUUUUCAGGGAAGAAGAGAUCUGACCUGUCUGUUUUUUGGCUUCAGUAUGAAUUUUGUAAGGUCAUCUGGUGUUUGAAAACCAGAAACAAAAAGAAACUAAAAUUGCAAGGCAAGAAAAGUAAGAAAUUAGCCAAGAAUCUCCUGAAAGCACCCGACAACAGAAACAACAUUUCUCUUUGGCAACUGUAUGCCCACUUGGAGUGGCUCCUUGGCAAUACAGAAGAGGCCAGAAAGGUUUUUGAUAUGGCCCUGAGCAUGGCAGGAGAGGCUGGAGUCAGGACUCUCCAGGUGUGUAAGCUUGGUCUGCUUUACGCUGAACUGGAAACAGAGUUGCUUGGCGCUCCUGAAGGAAGCCUUGAGUGCCGUGCAGUCCAUAUAUUAACCAGUCUGGUGGAAAAGAGCCCUUAUGUACCUUACACUGGGCAGGUACUAUCCGUGAACAUUUUGAAAGCUCGGAAGACAUACCAGCACUUGCUCCAGGAGUACCUAAGCGAAGGCUCAGUCUCUGAACAAGAGCAGACCAGCUUUUCCAGUCACUUGGCUGGCGUGGUUGGCUGUUACUCCCUUUUCCAGUAUUUAACUCUUGGGAUUGAUGCUGCUGUGUCGAUAUACAGAGAGGUGCAUGAAAAGCUCAAGGGCAAGAAGCCUAGUGAAGGGCUCAGUAGUCAAAAUUUCACUCCGGCUCUUGAAUCCGUCACAUUGAUGCAUGUGAGUUUGCUCAGAUACCACAUGAAAACGACCGUCUAUCCUUUGCAUCCCUUGCGUGAAGCUCUGUUGGAGGCUUUGAAGAUGUAUCCUAGCAACCAGCAUCUCUGGAGGGCAUACGUUCAGAUCCAGAGCAAAACUCACAAUGCCAGUAAAGCGCGGCGGUUUUUUGACAGCAUCACGCGGACGACGAAGUCACUGGAGCCCUGGCUGUUUGCCAUCCAAGUCGAGCAGAUGAGAAAAAAGCUUGUUGACAGCGUCCAGAGGGGGGCCAACGGAGAUGUCCAUGCAACUAUCCCUGAAACUGGUCUAACCAACCGAAUCAAAGCUUUGUUUGAACAUGCAAUUGAGACUGAAAAUGGGGCCCACUGCCCAUUACUUUGGAGGCUCUAUAUAGACUUUAUGGUUUCUUUGGGUGAUAAAGAAAAAAGUAAAGGACUGUUUUAUCGAGCGCUUCAAAACUGUCCCUGGGCAAAGGUACUAUAUAUGGAUGCAAUCGAGUAUUUUCCAGAUGAGCUCCAAGAGACACUUGAUCUGAUGGCUGAGAAAGAGUUGAGAGUACGGCUCCCAAUAGAAGAACUGGAGUUGCUGCUUGAAGACUGAAGAACACCCUGAAGAUGUAAAAUUGGACAUUUGGCCCAGUCUUCAGUAUAUCUGGUUUAGGAUAUUUUACAUGUUUGAUGGACAAGAAAUUGUGCUUCUUUUGGUCUUCAUCAAAGUAUAUGUAAUCAUAGAAUAAUGACUAUGAAUCCAUUAAGGACAAAGUUGCAGAUGGCGCUGAGUAUAUUGAAUUAAUUUUGAAAGCGGGCUCUUUCAGCAGUAUAAUAUACUAUGACCAAAAAUACAAGAGACAUAGUCAGAUAAAACCAGCAAAAUCAGUUGCGUCCAAAGAACAAGCAUUUUUCUGACUUCACGUCUUCACAGGUGGAAAUUCACCAAUGAUCAACAUGCCCUUACAUUUUACCAGUUGCUCUAGACCAGUCUGAAAUAAGUCCUAAUUUCACAGUUUACAAUAUACAUAUUCUAGCAAGGAACUUUGCAGAAGGAUUGUUAACCCGUAUUUCACAACUAAGGGAUGUUGUAAUCUGUACAUUUGUUUAUAAAUAUUGCUAAAUAUUUUUAAA